ACCAAUGGGGUUGUAAUGGUGGCCGCUGUUUACCUUCGGUUUUGAGGCUGUUUGUGGGAGCCGACAUGAAGCUGCUGCCCCCGGGGCCGCCCCUGGUGCCUCUGUUGUUCUUCCUGCUGGUCGUCCAGGGUAUGGAGCCGAGGGAAUGUGAAGUAUGCAUUGGAUUUCUGGAGAGAUUUUACAAGUAUUUGAAAGCACAAGAUUUGGACCUAACACCUGCAAUGAUAGUAAAUGAACUGAUGCUAAUGUGUGAACACACUAAAGGAAAGGAGCGCCGUCUGUGCUACUAUGUUGGUGCAACAAGUGAUGCUGCAACUAAAAUUGUGAAUGAAAUAGCUCGUCCUAUGAGUGCACAUGUACCCGUACUGAAGAUUUGUGAAAAGCUGAAAAUGAAAGACAUGCAAAUAUGUGAGCUGAAAUAUGAUAAGAAAUUUAAAUUGAAUAUAGCUGAACUAAGCAAAUUGCGAGUGGCAGAGCUGAAGAGGAUUCUCAAUUACUGGGGAGAGAAAUGCAUAGCAUGUGCAGAGAAGAUUGAGUUAAUCAAUUUAAUCUUGGAAUUAGCACAGAAAUAUGAUUAUGAUGAGCUAGAUGUAAAUUCUGAUCUAUAAAGAAUUACUUACACUUUUUAAAAAGAAAACCAGACUGCAUCCAUAAGUUAUUGAGCAUAUAUUUGGUAUGUGCCAUGCCUAUUGUAUACCAUAAAGAGAAAUUUACCACUUCAA
Molecule: messenger RNA, 722 nt
Organism: Carcharodon carcharias (great white shark)
Lineage: Eukaryota; Metazoa; Chordata; Chondrichthyes; Lamniformes; Lamnidae
Gene: cdnf
Product: cerebral dopamine neurotrophic factor
Exons: 4
Coding region: 66-608 (180 amino acids)
Biological process (GO): dopaminergic neuron differentiation; neuron projection development
Cellular component (GO): endoplasmic reticulum
Source: RefSeq, a predicted model, not a curated record